AUGACUCAAAUACUUGGAUUGCUUCCCUUUACCUUUGGUGUUGAAAUUGAAGUCCUCUUUGCAAUCGAUCAGACUAAAGUCGAGAAUCAACCGCAAUACAACUAUCUUCGCAUCGAAAACUAUCAGUCGGAUGAGAGAGACAUGCUCGGCAAAUACGUAAACAAGGAGGAUUGGUUGGGGCAAGCCGCUACUGUGCUUCGAAGAAGAGGCGCAGAUCUCGCGAUACUCAGUCCUCCUACCUUUAUUCCUGAAGACGAUUCAGAUCUCUUCCAGCACUGGGUGCUGACAACAGAAUGUGCAGUCAAAUUUCCCAAAAGCGACCGGCAGAUAUCAGCAUGGUCAAACGAUCAGAUUCAGGAUCUUGGAGAACGGACUUUUGUAGGGCUUGAAUUGAUCUCUCCUAUUCUUGCAGUGCCAGAUCUGGAAGUCUCCGACCACGAGUCUGAGAGCCUUGCGGAAGUCAACCAAUACCUAGACAUCUUGACUAGGAGAUCAUCUGCAAGAGCACCAUAUCAUUUCAUUGCGGGGCCCAAAUCAACAAGCGUUCAUGUCCAUGUCGGACUGGAGCCAUCCGAGAAUGGUCAGGUUGCCCUACCUCUGGACAUUGUGCGCCAUCUAGCCUGGAUUGUCAUCUGCUUCGAAGAUGUCUUCACACUACUGCAUCAUCCAGAGCGUCACGGCUAUCAACGGACAAAGAGCGAUGGGCGCGCCAAAUCUAACCGUGCUGCUUACGGCAGAGAGCCAGGAGUAACUCACCAUUCUUGCAAGACCUUUUCUCUCAUUGACGCGUUCCUACAAAUCUUCAGGGACGAGAUUGGAUUUGAUAAGUACGGCAAAAGAUGGUUGGGAGACAUGUUAUCGGAUCGAUAUUGCUUCGUCAAUUUCACCAAUGCUGUUCCACUUAGCCAUCAGACUCAAAAGAUGACUGUCGAAUUUCGACAGCAUCAUGGCACCCUGGACAAGAAGGACAUCAAUGAAUGGAUCCUCUUCGUCACAGCAAUCAUCAAAACAGCAGAGCGGAAAGCAAACCAAGGACGACAAGAUGUUGAACUGCCGGCCAAUCUGAUCCAGAAAGUUGGGGCCAAGCGUCUGGUCGUCACAGAGAUGUCGAAAUACGCAGCUACCUUCAACUCACCCAGGAGAACAUUGAAGGAGCUUUUCGAUCUUAUGGAGCUUCCAAUCGAGAGGCGUCGCUAUUGGUGGGCUCGUGCGAGGACGUUUCAGACCAUGUUAUCUGAGGGACGCACAGUUGGACAGUAUAAAUUUCAAUCCUGCUGCAGUACUCCGUGGUGUGAAGGAUCUACUCUGAGAGACUGUGAAGGGUGGAAAGUAGGGGAGUUGGACACACAGCCGUGGGACGAGCCGCAGCAGUCGGAUUCGAAGACGGUCGAAGUAUCCGUGAUGGGAGUUGACGCCGAUGGGGACGCAAACAUGAUGGAUUAGUGCAGCGCGGAGCGUCGGAAGUGGGGAGC
Messenger RNA from Exophiala xenobiotica, 1472 nucleotides. RefSeq lists its product as uncharacterized. The record is from RefSeq and is a predicted model, not a curated record. Lineage: Eukaryota; Fungi; Ascomycota; Eurotiomycetes; Chaetothyriales; Herpotrichiellaceae. The transcript has a single exon. Bases 1 to 1443 code for a protein of 480 amino acids.